This is a messenger RNA of Daktulosphaira vitifoliae (grape phylloxera), 2161 nucleotides long. RefSeq lists its product as uncharacterized. NCBI's taxonomy places the organism in Eukaryota, Metazoa, Arthropoda, Insecta, Hemiptera, Phylloxeridae. The record is from RefSeq and is a predicted model, not a curated record. The transcript is spliced from 4 exons. The coding region runs from base 1280 to 1681 and encodes 133 amino acids.
UUAGCUUCGAUGCGAAGCUGAGAAGGUAUUAGUUUUACUAUGAUGUGUUUUUUUUUACUGUUACCACUUUUUCUCAGCUCUCACCGAGCGGAUUUCUUUCAACGAUACGUCAAAAGAUCACAAAUCGUAUCUAGUCGAAGAUAUUACCCUCAAAAAUUGAAAAUUAUUCCUUUGUUCCUCGUAAAUGGGGGAAAUCCCCAAAAAAAUUACAAAUUUAAAAAUCGCUAAUUUGAGAAAUUUUUAAAAUUUUUUUUACUUAAAACUGCCAUAACUUUUUCAAAAAUGAACAAAUCAAUAUAAUUUUUUUUUAUAGACGUUUGAUGUAUUUACCUAUUAUUUGGUAUAUAUUUUUUAUACAUUUAACCCUUUACCAGCCCACAGGGGGGAAUUCAAAAUGACAACUUUUUCAACUUAACUUUUGAAUAUGUUCCGGAAAUACUGACACUUUUAUAUAUAUCUUAAAUUAAAGCUUAUGUAAUAUACGUUAAUAUUAAAAAAAAAAAUUUUGGACUUUAUUUUGUCUUCACGGUGAAAAUAUAUUUUUAACUUUAUAAUGCUAUAACUUAUUGAAAAGUGUAUGGAUCAACACAAUUUUUUUAUGAGAAAUAAUAUUUUUUAAUAAUCCCUUUUUCAUUUUUUAAAAGUACUCGUAUCGAACAAUCUAUUUUGAACCACUGACCACAGUCCACAAAUCACAAUACAAUAGAUUUCCUAAUCAGUGUAAUUAAAUGCCCGUUUAUUGAGAAGGCAAGAAAUAUCAAACAUUCUGUAUAGCCGUAUAGGCACAAUCGCACAGACUAUAUACAUAUAUUUUCAUAUAGUCUGUGAUAUAGACAGGUACUAUGAAAUCGGGGACAUACACGAAUGCUCUAAAUAAUAAUAAUAAGUUAUUAUUAACAUUAUUAACCUUGUACGUUAUUAAUUUUCGAUUGAUUUGCACGUGUGCAACCGCUCCUUCUUUUUUACAUUUUUUAAAUAUUUUGUUUAUUAAAUUAUUUUUCAAAAAAUUAUGUCUCCUCCAAAGAGCAAAGUUUGGAUAUAUUUUUAAAAAAAUGACGCUGUUCUUGCAUUAUGCAAGCAUUGUUUACAAGAAGUAUGCUAUUUUGGCAAUACUUCAAAUUUAUCCAAACAUUUAGAAAAACAUCUAAAUUUGACUAAUACUAAAUCAUCCAUAGUCACACAGUCAAAAUUGACUAUCACUCAAAAUUCUGUAUCGCUAUUGCUUACAUUGCCAGAACCUUGCUCAUCAAAAACUCAGUCGCGACAACUAACGCUUUGUAUGGAAGACUCUGAGCCAGAGGAAUGUGUAGACGAUCCACCACAGGCUCUACAACGUCUAAAACACCCUAUUGUUGAAGCUUUUCAAAAAAUUAGCUCAUAUCCAGAAGGUGGUCAUCAUUUUCGUAAAAUAACUAUGGCAUUACUUUACUUUAUUUGUAAAGAUUACCGUCCAUUUUCUGUAGUAGAAGGAAAAGGAUUUAGACGGUUCAUUAAAGAAUUGGCACCAUCAUACAAAGUUCCCUCUGUUAACACUAUAAAAAACGCCCUUGAUAAUAUAUAUGAGGUUAUUAAAGCUGCAUUAAAAUUGCGUUUGUCAAAUUCACUUCAUGUAUCUCUGACAUUCGAUACAUGCGAUAGUAGAUUUAAGAAAGUUGUCAAAGUUGGACACCAUUUCUUCUAGUGAGUCAGAAGGAGAACAUUCUAAAACAGACAACUUCGAUUUUUAGGCACAUCAUAAAUAUUUGGUUCAUGGCCAAAAAAAGAAAAAGACCACAACUUUUAUGAACGAUGAGUUAUCGUUAUACUUAUCAAAUCCAGUAUCAACCCUGAAGUCUGAUCCUCUUGAAAUAUGGGAGGAUAUGAAACACGUAUUUCCUAUUUUGUAUAAACAAGCGCGUUUGCAUUUUACCAUGGUUGCAACAUCUGUUCCUUGCGAACGACUUUUUUCAAAGGCUGGAGCAUUAUUAACCAAAUCUAAGAAUCGUUUAACUAGUUCUCGCCUUCAAAAAAUAUUAUUGUUAGCUGAUAUCCCAGAGGAAGAUUGGUUUUAGUUAUAUUUUUUAUAUUAGUAUUUUUUUUUUAUGUACCUAUGUGAAAACUGGCUAAUUAUGACCAAUUAUAAAUUAUAAUAUUAUUAGUAUUUUGUAUAAAUGAAUGUAUA